UUCUUCGUCGGUCCAACUUCCAUACAGAUUCUCACCUCUUGCUGAUGCACUACAUAUUUAUUAAAAUCACCAUAUUAUAGUAAUCUCUCUUGCUUGCUGUACAAAGAUAAACAACAAGUUUUUUUUUUUCUUCUUCUUCUUCUAUCUAAGUCAGUCGCCAGCCAAGAUGAUGAUCAGAAUCAGAAGCAGAGAUGGGUUAGAGCGAGUCACAAUUGACAACCCACAUGCCACAAUUUCCCAACUCAAGUCCCAAAUCGAAUCCCAACUUCGAGUUCCAGUUCAAUCUCAAACCCUAUCUGCAAAUCAGAACCUUUUGCUCGCUAAAACCCCAGAUGAUUGGUCUCGCUUCACUGAUAUGGCCAACCCUCAUACACCCAUCUCCUCUUUGAACCUUACUCACGGUUCCAUGCUCUAUCUCGCUUACGAGGGUGAACGCACCAUUGCCGGUCCGGCCGUCCAGCCCGCCGGUUCAUUCGGUAGAAAGAUGACCAUGGACGACCUAAUUGCCAAACAAAUGCGAGUUACAAGACAAGAGAACCCUCACUGCGAGCUGGUUUCCUUCGAUCGUGAUGCCGCCAAUGCCUUUCAACAUUAUGUCAAUGAAUCACUCGCCUUUGCUGUCAAAAGGGGUGGUUUUAUGUAUGGUACAGUAUCGCCUGAGGGCAAAGUGGAAGUCGAUUUUAUUUAUGAGCCGCCCCAGCAAGGGACCGAGGAAAAUUUGUUACUUUUACGCGAUCCUGAUGAGGAGAAAUUGGUGGAUGCUAUAGCUAUUGGAUUAGGGAUGAGGAAAGUAGGGUUUAUAUUUACUCAGACAAUUAGUCAGGAUAAGAAGGAUUACACAAUGUCAACUGCAGAAGUCUUACAGGCAGCUGAGUUACAUUCGGAGGGUGAUUUGAAGGAGUGGGUGACUGCUAUAGUGAAGCUCGAGGUGAAUGAGGAUGGCGCUGCCGAUGUACAUUUUGAGGCUUUUCAGAUGAGUGAUAUGUGUGUUAGAUUGUUCAAGGAAGGGUGGUUUGAGACAGAUGUUAAGGAUGAGAUUGAUCCAAAGCUUUCUAAGAUGAAGAAAGAUGUGGUUGUAGGAGUCAAGGACACAAGAGAAGUUGAUAACGACUUCUUCUUGGUUGUUGUCAAGAUUGCUGAUCACCAGGGUCCACUUUCUUCAUCAUUUCCCAUUGAAAACAGGAUUAUUCCAGUGAGCAUGAAUGCAUUGAAGGAUCAUUUCAAUCGAACAAAGAGUCUUUCUUUUGUGAAGCGAAUCUCAGAUUUCCAUCUGCUACUGUUGCUGGCCAAGUUUCUGGACAUUAAUGCAGAUGUUCCUGCAUUGGCAGAAUGCGUGCUUACACAGUCAGCUGUCCCAGAAGGUUACAAGCUCCUUAUAGAAUCCAUGGCUAGUGCCUCUUGAGCAGCAUUGCCGUUUAAUGAAGACCAACAGUCAUCAGCUACUGCAUCAACAAAGGUUCCAGUGAUGACAUUACAUGUGUUGCAGUGCAGAAAUAUCCUCCUAAUGUUAUAUUUACCACCAAUGUGUUGUUUGGAUACUUUUGUUAAAUUAUACUUGCUUUAAUAUAAUUGGUUGAAGUUAAAUUCUUCAUAUGUUACGUUUGUUUACCGGUAUGACUCUCAUAAA
Messenger RNA from Solanum verrucosum, 1627 nucleotides. Its product is annotated as NPL4-like protein 1. Gene Ontology annotation, cellular component: nucleus. The transcript is spliced from 2 exons. Gene Ontology annotation, biological process: ubiquitin-dependent protein catabolic process. Gene Ontology annotation, molecular function: ubiquitin binding; ubiquitin protein ligase binding. NCBI's taxonomy places the organism in Eukaryota, Viridiplantae, Streptophyta, Magnoliopsida, Solanales, Solanaceae. The record is from RefSeq and is a predicted model, not a curated record. Bases 167 to 1402 code for a protein of 411 amino acids.